Tigriopus californicus is the source of this 700-nucleotide messenger RNA. RefSeq lists its product as uncharacterized. The transcript is spliced from 3 exons. NCBI's taxonomy places the organism in Eukaryota, Metazoa, Arthropoda, Copepoda, Harpacticoida, Harpacticidae. The record is from RefSeq and is a predicted model, not a curated record. Bases 212 to 685 code for a protein of 157 amino acids.
CAUACAUACCUCCCCUCCCCCGUCUUCUGACGCUUUCUAGCUGAUUCGAUUCUGGCUGCAUGCAGUGCAUCAUUAUUUCAUGUCAGCAACUGUUGCUUCAUUUCAGAUUGGAUCAGGGACAGUUGUCACUUAAGUGUUCAAACACCCAGUUUUCGUCGUAGGCCAACAUAUUUGUGCUGUUGGGUGAGAAUUAGUUUGGCUUGUCGGCAUCAUGGGCUUUCAAAUUAAUAAGGAAUUCGUCAAGACCACGCAUGGCAUGGCCAUGGUUGGACAAGUGGGCUUUGCAUGCAUAGGAGGAAUUCUCGGCAUCUUUUGGGGAACAGGCUUCUUGGAGUUCAUGUUUUGGUCUUCGUUCUUCGUCUCGUUAUCCUUACUUCUGUCUCACUUGGUGAACGCGACCCAAAGUCUGGAGACCGCCUUUCCAUGGCUGAUCAAAGUGGAAUUGGGAUACGCCCUCAUUUGGGGUUGUCUGACGACUCUCGCCGCCGUUUUAGCAUUCCUCUUCUUUGGCUUGUAUAUCCUGCCCGCCGUAAGUGAUAAUAGUUGGAUGUUUAAAAAUGCCACGAUGGCAUUGUCAGCUGCUAAGACCACGCACAUACAUACGUUCAUAUUCCCUAAAGCACUCUUGGGAAAAAAGGUUUUUCGAAGACCAAGAGUCAUUUUGUACAAGCCUUUCGGACCAUGACUAUCGAUCGCGAUC